GGCUCGUAGGGGCCCCUCCUUCCCCCUCGGCGGACUUCCGGUGCGGCCCGCAGGCCCCGGCCCUGGGAGCAGGAGCCGGAUCUGAGAGCCAGCAGCGUCCGGGAGAAUGUCGGUGACUCUGCACACGGAUGUUGGGGACAUCAAAAUCGAGGUCUUCUGCGAGCGUACGCCCAAGUCGUGCGAGAAUUUCUUGGCUCUCUGCGCCACCAAUUACUACAACGGCUGCAUAUUUCACCGAAACAUCAAGGGUUUCAUGGUGCAGACGGGGGAUCCCACAGGAUCCGGGAAAGGAGGCAGCAGUAUCUGGGGGAGGAAAUUUGAGGACGAAUACAGUGAAUACUUGAAGCACAGCGUCCGAGGCGUCGUGUCCAUGGCCAACAACGGCCCCAACACCAACGGCUCCCAGUUCUUCAUCACCUACGGCAAGCAGCCCCACCUGGACAUGAAGUACACCGUCUUCGGCAAGGUGAUCGAUGGUUUAGAGACCCUGGAUGAACUGGAGAAGCUCCCCGUCAACGAGAAGACCUUCCGGCCUCUUAACGACGUGCACAUCAAGGACGUCACCAUUCACGCCAACCCCUUCGCUCAGUAGCCGCUUUGGGCCUGGCGAAGGGACCCCUCGAGGGGCCGUUCACAAGACACACCCAGGGGCGUCUACACGACUUCAGCGGCGUCACGGGUGGCCCUGGCGGGAAAGGAUCGGGGUGUCCUUUAGCUCCUGCCAAUCACCUGCGAGGAUUUCCCCCCCCUUUCUCGUCCACCUCUCCCUUCAUCGGGAAGUUAAAAAUCACCAACGGUUCCUUGCGGGCUCCCUGACCGUCACGCGUCAUUCUCCUCCGCCUGUGAGGCGAUCCCUCAAGAUCAGGGAAGACACGGACAUCUGUGGGAACCGAUCUAGGCCAUUUGGGGGAUUUAUGGAGAAAAAAAAUCAGCUUUUCUAAUAAAAAUGAUCCUUUGCUACCGCCGCCCCUAAAUCUACGGGUAACCAGAAAAGCGUACACGGAGAGCGAAAGGAAGAGACGGAACAUUCCGCGAUGGCUUAUUCAUUCAAUAGUAUUUAUUGAGCGCUUACUAUGUGCAGAGCACCGUACUAAGCACUUGAAUUGUACAAUUCGGUAACAGAUAGAGACGAUACCUGCCCAUCGACGGGCUCACGGUCUAAUUGGGGAGACAGACGGACAAAAACAAGACAACUUACUAGCAAUAACUGUGAGUGGCUGGUGAGAGAGGCCAAUGAAAUGCCAAAAAAAAACUCUUGCGGAGACAGGGCACCAAAAUAUCCUCAAAGGCGGAAAAAAUAGACUUAAAACGGUAUUGCCCCAAGGAGAGUGAGGUGAAAUGUUAGAAAUGCAGCUGCCAUUUAGCGACUUGACUCAGCAAACGCUAAUCCUCGGCCCAUUAUCGAGGGAAGCGACCAUUCCAGGUGGAAUUAAAGGAUCACUUGUCAAAAUG
Molecule: messenger RNA, 1452 nt
Organism: Ornithorhynchus anatinus (platypus)
Lineage: Eukaryota; Metazoa; Chordata; Mammalia; Monotremata; Ornithorhynchidae
Gene: PPIL3
Product: peptidylprolyl isomerase like 3
Exons: 7
Coding region: 107-592 (161 amino acids)
Biological process (GO): protein peptidyl-prolyl isomerization; protein folding
Cellular component (GO): catalytic step 2 spliceosome
Molecular function (GO): peptidyl-prolyl cis-trans isomerase activity
Source: RefSeq, a predicted model, not a curated record